CCCCGCUCGCCCCGCGCGGUGCCGGCCGCCCGCGGCAGGCGGCCCCGCCGCCUCAAGGCUGCCCCGGGUCCGCCGGAGCGCGGGCAGCGGCGGGGUCCCGGGAGAGCUGCGGUGAGAGCCGGGGGACGGCGCUGCCGGGGGAGAGCCCGGGGGGACCCCGCGGGAGGGGUGCGGAGGAGCGGGGACCAGGUCCAGGGUGGCCGGCAGGAUGGGCGCGGGGCCGGGGCGAGGAGAGGGACCCUGCCCGAUGGCGAGGGCGCGCACGGCUCGCCGAGACCUUUCCUGACCCCGCUGAGUGAGGAGGCGGCGUUGUCCAGCACAGGUGCCGCCUUUCCCCGGCAGCUUCUCCCGGCGGGGCAGCGUGCUGUGCCCCUGCAGCUCCGGGAUCUCCUCGUCUCCUCGGAGAAGCGAGGGGCAGAGCGGGAGCGGACGGCGGAAGAUGCUGUGCCUCACGGCAGCCUUCCAAUUGCUGCUGGUGCUGGUGCUGUGCAGCCAGGGUACUGAGAGGUGUCCUUCAGCCUUCUGCGAGUGCUCUGACUGGGAGGACUACAAAAUCACUUGCAGGGACAUCUACUUUAUCCCCAGCCUUCCGGAGGGCACCCGGACCCUGAGGUUUUUGGAGACUCAUCUACAAAAAAUUCCAAGUGAUGCUUUUUCCAAUCUCCCCAACAUCUCUAGGAUUUACAUCUCUAUAGAUGAAACCCUUCAGAGUCUGGAAGCCCAUUCCUUCAACAGUUUAAGCAAAGUCACUCAAAUUGAAAUUCGAAAUCUUAGAAACUUGGAUUACAUAGAUCCAGAUGCCUUUAAGGACCUCCCACUUCUGAAAUACCUUGGUAUUUUUAAUACUGGACUCAAAGUAUUUCCAGAACUCAACAAAAUCUAUUCAUUUGAUGUGAAUUUUUUGCUUGAAAUUGCAGAUAAUCCUUAUAUGACUUCAGUGCCUGCAAAUGCUUUCCAUGGGCUUUGUAAUGAAUCUCUAACCCUUAAACUCUACAAUAAUGGUUUUACCAGUAUUCAAGGCCAUGCUUUUAAUGGGACAAAUCUGGAUGCUAUCUACCUGCACAAGAACAAAUACCUUAAAGUUAUCAAUGAUGAUGCAUUUCUGGGAGUGCACAGUGGACCAACUCUACUGGAUGUCUCCAGAACAGCUGUUGCAAACCUUCCAGCCAAAGGACUAGAAAACCUAAAAGAACUAAUGGCCAAAAAUACAUGGACUUUAAAGAAAUUACCAGCUGUAAAGGUAUUUCUUCAGCUAAUGCGAGCUGACCUAUCAUAUCCCAGUCACUGCUGUGCCUUCAAGAGCUGGAAAAAAAAAAGUGGGAUCCUGGAGUAUUUGAUGUGUAAUCAAAGCAGUCACAGCUUUCAUAAGAGAUCAGUCAAGACCCUCAGAGACUCAUUUUACAAAGAUUAUGCAGAAGAAUACACAGACCACACCAAUGCUGUGUAUGACACAAACACCAAGUUCCCAAGUUUUCAUGAAAAUCCCCAUUAUUACAUUUUUUUGGAAGAGCGUGGAGAUGGAAAACUUGGCUUUGGCAACGAGCUCAAGAACCCUCAAAUGGAAGAUGUCCAGACCUUUGACAGUCAUUACGACUAUCCUGUCUGUGGAGGCAAUGAAGAUGUAAUAUGCACGCCAGAGCCUGAUGAGUUUAAUCCCUGUGAGGAUAUAAUGGGAUAUCAGUUUCUAAGGAUUGUGGUGUGGUUUGUGAACUUGCUUGCCAUUCUAGGCAACAUUUUUGUCCUUUUCAUCCUUCUCACCAGUCAUUAUAAACUGACUGUACCUCGCUUUUUGAUGUGUAACUUGGCCUUUGCUGACUUCUGCAUGGGGUUAUACCUCCUUCUGAUCGCUUCAGUGGAUCUCUACACCAGGUCAGAGUACUACAAUCAUGCCAUAGAGUGGCAGACGGGGCCUGGCUGCAACACAGCCGGGUUUUUCACAGUCUUUGCCAGUGAACUCUCUGUGUACACGCUGACCGUGAUCACCCUGGAGCGCUGGUACGCCAUCACCUUCGCCAUGCGGCCGGACCGCAAGAUUCGCCUCCGGCACGCCGUGCUCAUCAUGCUGGGAGGGUGGCUCUCCUGCAUCCUGCUCGCCCUUUUGCCACUGGUUGGUGUCAGCAGCUACACCAAAGUCAGCAUCUGCUUGCCUAUGGACACUGAAACACCAGUGGCUGAAGCCUACAUUGUCUUUGUUUUAAUAUGUAACAUUAUUGCUUUUGUCAUCAUUUGCGCCUGCUACAUAAAAAUCUACAUCACCGUGCGAAACCCCCAGUACAAGUCAGGGGACAAAGACACCAAAAUUGCCAAGCGGAUGGCUGUGUUGAUUUUCACAGACUUCCUGUGCAUGGCUCCCAUCUCUUUCCAUGCUUUAUCUGCCAUUAUGAACAAACCACUGAUAACUGUCUCCAAUUCCAAGAUUUUGCUGGUACUUUUCUACCCACUCAAUUCUUGCGCCAACCCCUUUCUGUACGCUAUUUUCACCAAAGCUUUCCGUAGAGAUGUGUUCAUCCUGCUAAGCAGGUUUGGUAUAUGUGAGCACCAGGCUCAAGUCUACAGAGGUCAGACAGUCUCAGCCAAAAACAGCAGUGGGUCUUCUGGGCAGAGAAUGAGCCGAGGGAUAGGUCAGAUUCUUACAAGCAUUCAAGACCCAGUCAAUGAUUACCUUCCCGCUAUGACAAUGCAGAACCAAAAUCUCAUGGAAGAAUGCAAGCAAACUGAGCUAUAACAUCUCAAAGUAUCACAGCCAAAACCUGGUCAACAGGUGAUUGUACACACAGUGAAUCAAGUGAGAAGAUCAUCUCCAUAUCCUUUCCCCCUAGAUUAUGCUUUGCUAUAGCUGGAAAAACCUCCAGAGUGGUCUGCAUUUGGAGAAAUGACUCAUUAGAACCUCUUAUCAGUGCAGGGCAAAAUAGUUGGAACUUAUAUAAUGUGGGCUAGUAGUGUCCAAAAAACCAUAUUGGUAGAGCUCUUUGAACUGCUGGCUACUACAGCUGGAAACUGAGUGAUUGCAAAUGCCAGGUACAUACUCCACUUGAUUCUGUAUUUUCCAAAUCUUUAAAACUCAAUUUGAUUCUGUAUUUCUGAUGAUAAAUGAGGGCUGCUUCAGUGAGUGGAAGCAAGGGCACAGAUUCAUGAAUUCCAUGAGAUAGUCUUACAAAAAGUAAAUAACCUAUCAUUGUUAAUGCCAUUUAAAAAAUCUACAAUAUUGCCGUAUAGACUAAUUUAGCUGCUUAUUUUGGGGGAGAGGCAUGUUUCCAUUUUAGGUUGAUUCUCAGCAAACUCUGAAAGCAAACUGCUGAAACCCAUGCAUAUAAUAAUUUAUGACCUCCUCUUCUGUAAUCUGGAGUUGCCCAGUGUUACAUCAGAAACAAAGAAAGCUUCUUAAGCUUGCAGAUAGCAAAAUUCCAUACUCUUGAAACAGCUGCAUUUGUAAUGCUCUGGCCAUGUCCGGGAGUCCCACACAAACAUGGGACUUUUCAGAUGCAACACCGCCCUGCCAGCUUCUGCCACCCUUCUGAUACUGGAUUAAAGGGAGAAAAAGUUUCCUGAGUACCUUUAUUUAGUAUCUCAGCAGCGGAAAAGAGAAUCAGGUUUUAAUGGACAUUUAUCUUACAGACUGCACAGACACUAUGUACCAGUGGAAAAGAAAAUCCAAGAUUAAAUCCUAUUCUUUUUCAGAAAGAGAGGUACGACCAAAUCAAAAUUUAUGUUAAAAGUGCUUUUAAAAGUACCAUGGAUCUUAAACCAGAAUAUUUCUUUCACAGAAACUAGUUGGACUUGGAAAGAUGUGGUAUGUUGGACAGUGCAGGUUGCUUGUAAUCAAUGCAGCUGUUUGCUGUUACUAAUGGGUGACAUAUUUACACAUUAUUGAACUUUUCUGUUUCUCAUCAUUGCAUGUACAUUAUACCUGUUAAAAGAAUUACAAGAUACUGCCUUUAUCAAAGAAGUUUGAUAUUUCCAGUUUGUCUUGCAUACUCCCUUCAUGUGUUUAACUUGGUAAAAGCAUAUUUUAGCUCUUGGAAAGGUCCAAGCAAAUAGAAUUUAAAUAAUUUAUUUGCUAGACCUUUUCUUGUAAAUGUUUGUAUCCUAUAGAUAUUCUCUUCCAUUCCUGCUCUGAUCAAUUCCUUGAGCCAUUUCUGAGUUUGCGCACACCUUUAUGUAAUAUUUGCUAUUUUAAACCUGUCUCAGCAAGUUGUAUUAUUUCUGGCAUUUAGUAUGUAUGUUCUCUAGAACACUUCAGAAAUAAUGCAAAGCAUGGGAAUAAAAUGUUUUGUUUGAAACUGGAAGAGGGUCAGCAAAUUUUUUGGGAAAUUUUAAAGUAUUUCUCCUAUAAAAAGUAAAUACUAUUUCUUUUGUAUUCAACUUCAUUGUUCUCCUUGGGGAGAACAUGACACACUGAUGCAGGUUUGGGGGUUUUAGCUCCAUCACUAACUGAGCUCAGGCGUUCCUCAACCAUCCUUUCUUACAUUCAAGAAAAACCAAAAAAAAAAAAACAAA
Molecule: messenger RNA, 4497 nt
Organism: Prinia subflava (tawny-flanked prinia)
Lineage: Eukaryota; Metazoa; Chordata; Aves; Passeriformes; Cisticolidae
Gene: TSHR
Product: thyroid stimulating hormone receptor
Exons: 10
Coding region: 440-2725 (761 amino acids)
Biological process (GO): hormone-mediated signaling pathway; activation of adenylate cyclase activity; adenylate cyclase-activating G protein-coupled receptor signaling pathway
Cellular component (GO): plasma membrane
Molecular function (GO): G protein-coupled peptide receptor activity; thyroid-stimulating hormone receptor activity
Source: RefSeq, a predicted model, not a curated record